This is a messenger RNA of Aspergillus alliaceus, 1617 nucleotides long. RefSeq names its product putative AT DNA binding protein. The transcript is spliced from 3 exons. Bases 553 to 1575 code for a protein of 340 amino acids. Lineage: Eukaryota; Fungi; Ascomycota; Eurotiomycetes; Eurotiales; Aspergillaceae. The record is from RefSeq and is a predicted model, not a curated record.
AACGACGUGACUGCGGCAUAAAAGUAACAUAUCGAUGAUCCUCCUGCUUCUACUUUCUUGGAGGUUUGCUCUAGAGCCUCUUCCCUUUAUUUACACUACUAUCCAGUGCCUUAGGUGAAGACCUCUGAUGAAUUUAAUUCCUUGUGAAUGUUAGCCCAUCAUUCAAUGCCUGCUGUCCGAUUAUUGUGCGUUAUCAUCAAUCCUUCCUCUCAUUCACUGUUCAUUAUACAGCUGUGACUUGUAUUUAUUUCCUUUCUGUCACUCGUUGCAUCACUAAUUUCUUUCUGAUUGCUCUCUGGGCUACCACGUGUUUAUACAUUGAGUAGACGCAUCAAUCCGCUUGGGAGGCACUGUGGUCAUUUACCUUAGUUGGCGUUUGUUUUGCUUUCUAUGCCCUGCAGCGUAGUCGCGUGACGCGUCUUACUCUGUAUACAUUCGUUACAACUUUCCUUGUUGUUGUUGUUGUUCCUCCUCUUCUCCUUCUGGUUUGCUUGUCCGAGGAUCUCUGCUGUGACGGAAGCCAGCUGUAUUUGCUUCCAUGGUCCGCUGGAUAUGUCGAAUUUACCAGAAAGACCAUGGACCGAGGAGGAGAAGUACACUCUGCUUACCGAAAUACUGAAGAAGGCCGGAGUCCCUUCCAGUCAUCUGGUCAAGAUGAUCCGGGAUUUCAAUAUUACCCCAAGCUGGGCGGAUAUCCCGCUUCCUCCAGGCCGUUCCCUAAACUCUUGUCAGCUGGCAUUUUACAGUAUGUGUCCACAACAUGUUCCAAUGCCUGUCAACCCAGGCUUUACAUCCUUCCAUCCUCCGCGCCAUGAAUCAUCAGCCCCCACGGCUAUUGCGCUUGACAACAGUCAAACCCGAAAGCGGCUCCUUUUCCCCUCUGACAAGCCAAUGUUGGCCCCGCGUGCGAUUCAGCCCCGCCCAACGGCCAGUACAGCCUCGUUCAGCAGCGAGAGUGGCGCAUCAGCCUUGUUGUCCCCGGGUUCGGAGAGCAUUCCCACCCGCGGUGAACCACCACGAAAACGUGGUCGACCAAGCAAAGCCGAAUCAGAGAGGCGAAAAGCGGCCGCUGAGGCUCGCGGAGAAACAUACCCACCUCCUAGACGAGCCAGCUCCAACAAAAUGAAAGCCCCUUCGACACCAACCAGUCCUUCGAGCGUUGAACCCCUGGCACCCUCUUUUAUCCCUCAAACUAGUGGUAGCAUGCAGUCGAAUAUACCACAAUCUGAACUGCAAUACGCACCCCCUCCCGGAAGGCCCCCACUGCCUUCCGGGCCUCGUGAAGAUGAGAGGAUAAGGGAUGCCCCCCACCGUGACAUAAGGCCGACUAUGAGGGACCUUCCGCGACCAUCGGAACUGAGACAGGCGUUACCCUCCCCACAUACACUUCAUUUAGGCCACAGGGAGACAAUCACGCGCAUGGGAUCUGGGGAGCGGUCAUUUGAGGCACCCCCACCAGAUCGGAUAUCCUUCGGUGAUAGUAGCCGAAGACCUCUCCUCCAUCCUCGUCCAGAUGAACCAUCCAUCCAAAACCCGGAACUACCUCUGCACUCGGUCGAGAAACGAGUCGAAUGACCUCGAAUAAUUCGGUGUCCCCACCGUAUAAGUUUGCUAAUU